AUGACUUCCUGCAAGAAAAAGAUACCUUCAAAAUUGUGUCGUCGCACAUAUUUUCUGCAAACAGGCACAGCUCCUACGAUUUCAGAAAUGGCCAACGAACUAGGCCCUGAUUUGGCGAGCGUUGUAGUCGGCACCUUGCAGCCAAGCCAGCGGUCCGCAGUGCAACCAGAUUGCAUAGCCUUGCCGGAAGGAUUGUCUCCACCACACGAAUCCGAUACAAUUCGCGGACAGAUUCAUGAACAUAUUCUCCAGAUUGGCGGCAAUAUCUCUCACCGUGUGGACGGAUAUUGGAGGCAACGUGUGAAGCAAACUGCAGCAGAGAGCGUCAGUCCAGAUGAGGUGGACUUUUUGAAAUUCGAAUAUCGUCAGAAAAUUAACAUUGCAAGAGACGAAGAGCGUAAGCGCUAUGACGAACUGUUGAGGAAGAUGGAAAAAACACUGGAGCAACGAUUCUGGGAAGAGAAAGGUGACCUGCACCGUGGAUAUGCCGAAGCCAGAAAAGUAUGGGGAGAGUUUGUGUGUCGGAAGGUACGAAAACAGGCCAAGGAUAUGCUGUGCAAAAUGGCCUGCUACUAUAGGACAAAGCUGGAGCGCGAAGUAACUUGCCGAAUGCAACAAGAAAAAUCCCGAAUCAUGAAGGAGAUGGAAAAAAUCGUCAAAACUGCCGUAGAUCAGCAAAAACAUAUCGACGAUCGAGCUAUACAAUGGUUGGUGUAUCAAUAUGAAGAACUUUUAAAAUUCAUCAGUGAAUAUAACCAGUGCCUGGAUACGGUAGAAAUGACGCGAGAGAUUUGCCGACUACAUUAUGGUCAACAAAAGUGUCACUCUACCCAGAUGUCUACGCAUUCGUUGAUAUUUGAAGAUCGGUUGGACAACCAUGAGCGGAGCGUAAACCGUUCCUUAACGGUUGAUCUUGAAGAAGGCAUUCAAAUCGCUUCAACCAGCUUGUCGAAAUUCAAUGUAUUUGUAGUUAAUCAAUGUCUGCCGGAACCAGUGGCUGAGUCAACCGUUUCUGACGAAGCGAGUGUGUCGACCACAACCAUGGCAGAGUCUCUUGUCGAUCAGUACGCUUCCGAAGAUUACGAAAGUAUCUGUGAUGAGGACAGUGUUACGUCUACACUUGAAAAAGUAGUCAUCGGAGGACUAACAUAUGCCCAGCCCAAAUAUUACAAGAAGGUUUAUAACGAUAUGUUUCGUGACGUUGCUAUGCACUGGGAAACGUUAAAUCCUCCUGAAAAGAGUGGUGUUCAGGAUGUGAGCUGCAGUGCUAGCAGUGAUGAUACGAAAACAAUUGAUUCUGAUUCCGGUCGAAGCGAACCUAGCUAUCGCGAAAGUUAUGACCCGAUUGCGGAAAUGAACGAUGUUUUGGGGCUGAACGAAGAUGUACUACCGGUUGAAGAAACGAUCCUACCAGAGGAGUUUGGUGAGUUGUAUGAUCUUUCUAAAUCUGAGGAAGAAAUCUCGUUGGUAGCCGACAGAUUUGCCGAACAGUACAUUCGAGCCACUAGUGACGAUUUUGAAGCAAUGUUUCCGAAAAGCAGUGAUGCGGAGUCCUGA
Molecule: messenger RNA, 1557 nt
Organism: Anopheles marshallii
Lineage: Eukaryota; Metazoa; Arthropoda; Insecta; Diptera; Culicidae
Exons: 3
Coding region: 1-1557 (518 amino acids)
Source: RefSeq, a predicted model, not a curated record